This is a messenger RNA of Penicillium riverlandense, 996 nucleotides long. RefSeq lists its product as uncharacterized. Bases 1 to 996 code for a protein of 331 amino acids. Gene Ontology annotation, biological process: lactate catabolic process. The record is from RefSeq and is a predicted model, not a curated record. Gene Ontology annotation, cellular component: mitochondrion. The transcript is spliced from 2 exons. NCBI's taxonomy places the organism in Eukaryota, Fungi, Ascomycota, Eurotiomycetes, Eurotiales, Aspergillaceae. Gene Ontology annotation, molecular function: FAD binding; D-lactate dehydrogenase (NAD+) activity; D-lactate dehydrogenase (cytochrome) activity.
AUGCGUGAGUGGGUUCUCUCAUUGACCGUUGUUCUCGCCGAUGGAACAAUCAUCAAGACUCGACAGCGGCCUCGGAAGUCAAGCGCUGGCUAUGAUCUCACCAAAAUUUUCAUUGGGAGCGAGGGUACCCUCGGUCUCAUCACGGAGGCUACGUUGAAGCUCACCGUGAAGCCUCAGAGUCAGAACGUUGCUGUUGCAAGCUUUCCCUCCAUUCACAGUGCGGCCGAGUGUGUGACACAGGUGGUGGAGGCGGGCAUCCCUGUCGCCGGAUUAGAAAUUCUGGACGACGUACAGAUGAAGUGCAUCAAUGCCAGCCAGUCCACUAGCCGGCAGUGGAAGGAGUCGCCUACCUUGUUCUUUAAAUUUGCCGGCACCCCCGUGGCAGUGAAAGAGCAGAUCGGGCUGGUACAGAAGAUUGUGUCUAAAACCGCCGGCCGAUCAUUUGAGUUCGCUCGCGGCGAAGAAGAAAUGCAGGAGCUUUGGAGCGCUCGCAAACAGGCGCUGUGGAGUGUCAUGGCGAUGAAAAGGAGCCCUGAUGACCAUGUCUGGACAACAGACGUAGCAGUCCCGAUGAGCAAACUCCCCGAUAUCAUCGAGGCUACGAAAGAAGAUUUGACGCAGAGCCGGCUGCUGGCCGGUAUCUGUGGCCAUGUUGGAGAUGGCAAUUUUCAUGGUGAGCUUAUUCUCCGUGUCGCGAGGUUUCCGAACCCAGCUAACUCGCAUUUAGCCAUUAUUUUGUUCAGCGACAGCGAAAGGCAGGUUGCUGAGGGUGUCGUCCAUCGAAUGGUGAAACGGGCUGUGGAAAUGGAUGGCACAGUAACAGGAGAACAUGGAGUUGGCCUUGUCAAACGAGACUAUCUUGAGCACGAACUGGGCGAAUCCACCGUGGAUGCCAUGCGCCGUUUAAAACUGGCCUUCGAUCCACUUCGUCUGCUUAAUUGUGACAAGGUGGUCCGAACGGAGCAGCCCGCGGCCGGAGAAGUCAAAGAAUGGUAA